UGUGUGACUUUCAAAGUAAGAGCAUUGGCUUGUCUCGACGCGAAGCCUAAGCACACGUUUCCCCCUCGUGUGGUUUGUUUAAUUUUGAAAGCGGAAGUGACUUUUAUUUUGCCUUGUUAAAGCGACUAGACGAGAGCUAAUCUUUUGUACAACAAUGUCAGAUUUAUUUCCUCCGCUUUAGGCACGUUGGCACCGAGAGAGACGUGACAGUUGGACGCGUUGCUUAGCUUCCUAAUGUUUACCGGGGGGUCGACGGGGGGUCUUUAUCCCUUGUGUCCCGCUUGUUUAUUUGUAGGUGGGGGAGUUGUUUGACACUUUGACGCGCGGAGGGGGUCGUGGAAUGUCCAAAGUGUUCGGCUAGCGUCAACUCUUGCGAACCUGCUGCUGCUGCUUCUGCCGCUGCCGCUGCUGCUGCUGCUGCCGCUGCUUCAUCACCUCGCCGUCAAAGGGGGAGCAACCCGAAGCUGAACAUUGACAAAGCCAAGCCAGACUAGCCAGCAGCGCAGCUGGACGCGGCUCGCGGGGCAUGACGACUCCAAACAAGGGAAGCAAAGCCUUGAAGGUGAAGCGUGAGCCGGGCGAAAAUGGAACCAGCCUGACGGACGACGAGCUGGUGAGCAUGUCGGUACGCGAGCUGAACCAGCACCUGCGCGGGCUGACCAAGGAGGAGAUCCUGCAGCUGAAGCAGCGGCGGCGCACGCUCAAGAACCGAGGCUACGCCGCCAGCUGCCGGGUGAAGCGCGUGACGCAGAAGGAGGAGCUGGAGAAGCAGAAGGCUCAGCUGCAGCAGGAAGUGGACAAGCUGGCCACGGAGAACGCCAGCAUGAAGGUGGAGCUGGACGCGCUGCGCUCCAAGUACGAGGCACUCCAGAACUUUGCCAGGACUGUGGCGCGCAACCCCGUCACCUCGGCCCGCGGGCCCAUGGCCUCGGUCAUCGGGCCGCUCAUCCCAGGUAAAGUGGCCGCAACCAGCGUCAUCACCAUCGUCAAAUCCAAAACGUAAGCUCGGUCGUAGUAGCCCAAAGACCAAAACUAGUCAGUGCAUCCUAACAAGGCGUUCCGAUGGCAAUAUUGUUUUCCGACAACUGGUGCAGCUAUUGUUGACGUUUGCGAAAACCCCAUCGCUUUAUUCCUCUUUUAGCACUUCUUAGCCAGUACAAUCCUAAAAUAAUCGAAACAUUUCUCGACAUUGAGAAACGAAGCUUUUGCAAUUGUUACUAUGCACUGACUGACUCCAAAAUAUCAAAAGAGACGUGCAUUUUUUUUUUUUUUUUGUUCAUCACAAACAGUUCCCUGGUGUCUUAAGAACAUGUCCGUGACAUGUUUUAGUGGAAAUACCCCAAGGAUCAAGAAUCAUAGCACACUCUACAGUACAGACGCUAUUUCUGUUGGGAGGGGGCAGAUUUAGGAAGUAGAUGAGCAAUUUUCCAUAACAUGUCCCCUCUCAAGAAUCACAAGCAUUGAUGAAUGCACUUCAAAUCUUAGCAUCGUUUUGAGCAACAGCGUUCAACAGAACUAAUCAUUGCCGAUAUGACCGGUAGAUGCAAUAAUACACGUGUGCACUGAAAACACAACGAGAAGAAGAAAAAAAAAAGAGGAUGGGAUGCAAACCUUGAAUGUUCUAACUGUUUAAUCUACUCCUCGAGAAAAUAUGAUGGAGUUUAGGUUGUUUUUGUUUACAGAGCCGUCAGAUUUAAAAAAAAAAAUAAAUAAAUCAACGAACAAGCUUUACUGUUUAAAUGGAUAAGAUGUGGAGUUCUUUUGUCUCAAUGUGACUUACAAGCCGGGGUGGGGGAACGGAAAAGCUCAAAAGCCUCAAAAACAUUGAGGGGGAAAUUGUGUAGCUUCAGUUUGACCUUUGACCUGAAAACACUGCAAGGAAAACCAAACCAGUGUAAGAAGACCCCUUUACGCAAUUAUGCUAUUAAUACUGGCUUUUGGAGGCACCCCCCCACCCCGUCUUAUUGUUUUUUUGUUUUUAUUACGAGGUAGAAUACCUUCCGUUAUUUCUAGAAAUACAAGGUGGAAAAAAUGUGUCGGGAAAAAAAAAUCUGUGACUGUUUCCCCCUCUAUUUUUUUUUUUGCAAUUGUACCAAAAGUGGCUUACUAUUGAAGUCUGAUAGCUUUUUUUCUAGUAGGCGAGUAGCUACUGUGAGGUAGCGCGUGAUGUGAUGUGUUCUUUAAGUGACAAGUUUUUGGCAGUGUCGUUCACUGUAUAGAUGUCAAUGCCGUGCUAUUUUGGAAGCCAGUCUGUAGAGCUAAACUUAGGUGGUGUAAACAAGGUCAGCUUGUCGUCGUGGCACUUGUGGUAUCCUCCUCUCGCUUCUUCCUCCUCCUCUUCCUCCUUUGUGACGUUUAGUUCCCAAGCCAAAUCAUCAUCAAAUCAAAAUUGGCAAAUUUUCUGAGACUAAUUGUUGGGUCUUUUUUCCCCAUCUCUUGAAUUAGAAUGAUGAUGACUUUUCACUGGACAGCAUAUAUUAAGGGCACCCGUUUUUUUUGUUUUUUUUAUAUUGGCUUUUACUCCCUGAGGAGAGUUUCUAUUAUUUCAGACUCAGGUUGCAAAGGGACAGCCAAUUUCUGUAUCCUGAAACUCAUCUUCCCGUAAUUAUGCAACGCUACUCCAGACUGUAAUAGGCCCAAAUUUUGUUUGUUUGUUUGUUUGUUUGUUUAUUUAUUUAUUUAUUUAUUUAUUUAGCCAGACACUCAAGGGUGCGCAUAGUAUUUUUCAAUUCAAAAGUUUUUUUUUUUUUUUGGUGGGGGCUGAGGGUUUGUGUGUACUAUGCUUGUUUUGCUCAGGACGAAACAGUUCGACAAUAAACGAGAACACGAGACGUGAAGUGAAGCAACGAGGCAGCUUUUGUUCCUUAUUUUAUUUUGUGUUUACCGUUCAUAAGAAGCUUAUCGUAAAGGGCUCUGAUCCACAGCGCGGCCACAAAGAGUUACAAUCAGUUCCUCGGACUCCUUUGCACGCCUUGUCAGUUGGGAAACCAACGAUAGAAAUUAGGGAUGCACGAUAAUAUUGGUGGCCGAUUAUUAUCGACUGAUAUUGGGAUCUGUGACGUCAUACCGAUAAUUAAAAAAACACAGAUAAUAAUAAUAAUGACGUUUUAGCUCUAUAGUCUACUGGUGCCUGGCUCCUCAAGCCUUCCCUUUCCCGUUUGUACUCAACCCCUCCCCUCGAUUUUUGGCCAAUCGAUUAUUUGUGACGUCAUAAUAUUUUUUUCACCGUGUCAGGUGAAGACAAUUCACUUGCAAUUUGGGCAGCGCGUUCUGCAGGAAUUCCACGGGGAGGGAAAAAGACUGCGAGCUUCAAUACAGCGAGUAGGAUAGGUCACCUUAAAAGUCACCAUUAUGAUUUGUGGCCUGCCUGUUGUGCUAAACCGAAAACUAGCGCUACGCAUGGUACGCAAAGCUACUGGACUGAUGACAAUUGAUAAGAGGCAAACGUUUGACAGAAAA
Syngnathus acus (greater pipefish) is the source of this 3459-nucleotide messenger RNA. RefSeq names its product transcription factor MafG. Gene Ontology annotation, cellular component: nucleus. Bases 527 to 1003 code for a protein of 158 amino acids. NCBI's taxonomy places the organism in Eukaryota, Metazoa, Chordata, Actinopteri, Syngnathiformes, Syngnathidae. Gene Ontology annotation, biological process: regulation of transcription by RNA polymerase II; regulation of epidermal cell differentiation. The transcript has 3 exons. Gene Ontology annotation, molecular function: DNA-binding transcription factor activity, RNA polymerase II-specific; RNA polymerase II cis-regulatory region sequence-specific DNA binding. The record is from RefSeq and is a predicted model, not a curated record.